AUUUCAUGUGCGAAAUUCAAACGCUGGUCGAUGGCUGGAGUUUCGUUUCGUUUCGAAUUAGUCACCCAUAAGCAUGAUGUAAUAGUUGCUCAAUCGUUGCCUUAACCUUGGCCGAUUCAAACACAUAUUUACGAAAACAAGCGCUGUGGUACUCGUUUAACGCAAAUAUUUUGCCAGAGCCGUACGAGUUUACAGAUUCUUCGGUUAAUCUUAUGUUCAAUGUGGCUGCCGUCAAGAAAGAAAACAAGAUCAGGCACAAUGCCCGACUAUUAUGUUUUAAUGUUUUCAAAAACCUAGUAUUCGCUACAUGUUUCGAGGUUGGGAAAAGCAGUUGGUGGAAAUCCCUGGAUUUCUAUCUUAAUUUCACUCAUUAUUUGUGGAGGAUGUGCUGCUGGACUGAUCAACUUUACCCAGGAGGCUCGAGGGGACAAGUUAUGGACUCCUGAAGAUUCAACUACACAAAAACACAAGCUGUGGGUGGAUGAAAAUUUUCCUUUAGAAGUGCGCUUUUCCACAGCUCUACUUGUGGCAGGAGAUGUUCUUACUCCUGCAGUUUUGAAAGAGGCACUUAUGAUUCAAAACAAGGUCACCAAAAUAGGCAAUGGAACUGAUAUUUCUUGGGAAAAAUUUUGUUUUAGGGUUGGUCCAGUUUGCUCUAACAAUGGUCUACUGGAGCUUUGGUCGUUUAAUGAGACUCUCAUUAAUUCUCUAACAAAGGAAGAAAUCUUGAAGAAAAUAAACCAACCAGUCAUAAUAAGUCCUGUGACAAACAAAAGAUUUGUGCUGUCCCAGUACUUGGGUGGAAUCAAGAAGAAUGAAUCAGGUUACAUUACAAAGGCUGAAGCAACAUCAAUGUCAUAUGGGAUAAAAUAUACCCCUGAACUGAACAAAAACACAGGAGCUUUGGAGGAUAAAAAUACAAAUGAAUGGGAAGAAAAAUUUGGAAAAUUGAUGGAUGCUCAGGAACCAUCAUCUGCAGAGCUGUAUUAUUACACUCGUCUCCAAGACCAAACAGAUUCAGGUGACAGCAUUCAAGGUGAUGUUCAACUCCUUUCCAUUGGGUACAUUCUCAUCAUUAUCUAUGUUGCGGUUAUGCUUGGAAGAUUAAGUCGUCUCAAUAUCAAGGCUUGGCUGGCUUUACUUGGUGUCAUUUGCAUUGGACUGGCCAUUGGUGUGUCAUUUGGGCUGGCCAGUGCUUUUGGAGUUUUUUAUGGUCCUGUUCACUCAACACUGCCAUUUCUUUUACUCGGUAUUGGAGUAGAUGACAUGUUUGUUAUUGUACAAGCAUGGAACAACUUAUCCCCUGACACUCAUAAGAACCAAGAAAUUGCAGAGCGCAUUGGACUUGCUUUAAAACAUGCUGGUUGUUCAAUAACAAUUACAUCUUUGACUGAUUUCUUGGCUUUCAUGAUAGGAGCAACCACCAUUUUACCUGCCUUAAGAUCUUUCUGUCUUUUUGCUGGAAUUGGUAUUUUAGCAGACUUUGCACUUCAGGCCACAAUGUUUACAGCCUUCUUAGCUCUGGAUGCUAGAAGGCAAAAUAAGAAUCGAGAUGGCUGCUGCUGUUGUAUCAAGCUGAGAGAUGAUUACACAGAAAGUGAGCGCGGCAAGAGAGAUCUCUUGCAGGAAUUUAUGGACAAAUAUGUUGCACGAGCCUUACUUUCACUUCCAGGAAAGAUCGUUGUGAUAAUUAUAACAGGAACCCUUUUUGGUGUUAAUUUGUACGGUACACUGAUGCUGCGGCAGUACUUCGACCGUAUCUGGUUUUUGCCAGUCGAGUCAAUGAGUUACAAGUACAGCACAAUGAAUACCAAGUAUUUCCCUGUGGAUGGGAGACCGGCAAAUAUCUACACAGGAAAGUUUGAAUAUUUUGAAAAUCAAGGCAAACUACACGGCCUUUACGAUCUGGCAGUCAGUGACGAGUAUGUGGUGGCAAGCUCAGUGAACAGUUGGUAUGAAGAAUACAUUGACUGGGCCAAGAAAGUGAAACCAGGACAAGUGUUUGAUCAGAGCAGCUCUAAAUGGAAAAUAAACAGCAAAACGGAAUUCUACAAAUGGCUGAACGAGUUUCUAAAGGGGCCUGGGAUCAGCUAUCGUAAUGAUGUGCGAAUGAAGAAUGGAACGGGGUCAACCUUUGAAAUUACAGCUACUCGAAUGAGAUUGACGCAUAAAGACAUGGACUCCACACAAACAGAAGUCAAAGCUAUGGAGGACUUGCGUGAAAAAGUCGGAGAAGUGUUCCCCGAUGAGCUUGCCUUCCCGUACUCUUUCUUUUAUCUGGGAUGGGAGACAAACAAGGUGAUCUCCGAGGAACUGUUUCGUAAUAUGGGCCUGGCAUUAAUGACAGUGUUUCUGGUGACUCUGCUUGUCCUGGCAAACCUGUGGACCUGUCUUCUUGUUUUCACUUGUGUCGGCUUCACUUUGGUCAACAUCACAGGUACGAUGCAUUUUUGGGGCCUGACAAUUGAUACUGUGAGUACUAUCUGUCUGGUGCUGGCGGUUGGGCUGUCUGUGGAUUACGCUUCCCAUGUUGGACACACUUUUAUGAUAAUACCAGGCUCGCGAACCGAACGUGCUCGCGCUACUUUGAGGGAUAUUGGGCCAGCAGUGUGGAAUGGAGGGUUCAGUACAUUUUUAGCUGUGUUUCUUUUGGCGUUUUCCAAUUCGUAUGUGUUUAAGACGUUCUUCAAGGUGUUUUUCUGUGUAGUCGUAUAUGGUUUGUUUCACGGCUUGUGCUACCUUCCCGUGCUGCUCAGCGCUAUCGGACCAGCUCCGUACGAAUCUGCGCAGUCGCAUCAUGAUGGCAAGGGAACUAGGAGCCGGUCACCGGUCCACCCCACGGGGCUACCGGGGGAUAACGUCAGUUAUGAACUGGCUGUGGCUAAUGGUAAGGGCACCCCACAGAAGAGUGCCCAAAAUGGCGGAUAUCCCAUCCCACCUCCGGAAUAUCAAGGUGUUGAUACGUCAAACUUGGCCAAUGGAUCCAAAGAUAAUCAAGCGUUCAAAUCCAGUGUUGCUACAGAUCUGAACAAGGCCUAGCCGGAACACAAAUUAAGUAGGGUGUUAAAAUUGUAUACUUCCACUCUUCUGUCUUUGUUUUCUA
Messenger RNA from Pocillopora verrucosa, 3103 nucleotides. The record is from RefSeq and is a predicted model, not a curated record. NCBI's taxonomy places the organism in Eukaryota, Metazoa, Cnidaria, Anthozoa, Scleractinia, Pocilloporidae.